AUGACCAAUGUCAGGAGAACUCUGCGUCAGUUGGUUCGGGUAAUUGUUAUCUCCACUUUGGUGCCGAUACUUCUAUGGCAGACCCGUGAAGGCUUUACGCAGGGGGAUCCUGAGACUGUGGACGAACACGUGUUUCGCCUGAAGCAACUCAUGAAGCAGUACGAGGAGAGAGUUCAACUCCAUGCGCAUGCGCUGCGUGCGGCUAAUACGUCAGAACCUGCGCUCAUGAAAGAUUUACGGUUUGUGCGCAUGGCCUCCACGGAGAAUGCAACAAUGCCCACGAGUAAAUUAGCUGACAGCUACAAGAGUUCGACCUUACGAAAUGCGGUUCAGUAUGACGUCAUGGAGUAUGAUACCGAGAGGAGCUCUGACUCUGAGUCUGAGUUUACAACAGAUAAUUGGAUAGCUGAAGUAGAUAUUCAUGAUUAUGAAUAUCUUAUCAACCCUCAUCAGAAAUGUAACGUUUCUCCACACCUUCCUAAGGAGAUUCUUCUUGUCAUAUGCGUUCUCACCGCUCCACAGAAUAGAGAGAGACGUGACGUCAUUAGGAAUAGUUACGGGAAUGAAUCGGCAUGGCCAGCAUCGGAAGAGGGCGCUUCAAUGGUUCGUGUCGUAUUCAUGAUCGGCGCGGCAAAAGAUAUCGCCUUGCAAGCUAAAAUCGAAGCCGAGUCCGCCCUCUACGGGGAUAUAGUGCAAGAGAACUUCGUCGAUUCGUAUCUAAAUCUUACGCGAAAGACGGUCAUGGUUUUAAAAUGGGUGACGAAUUAUUGCGGAAAUGCUGUCUUUAUGAUGAAAGCUGACGACGAUAUCAUACUAAAUGUUGAAAAGGUCACGACCUUCCUGCUGCUGUCGCCACCUGAGGAUUUCACCGCCGGUAUGAAAGGUAAACGCGUCCGUGUGGUGCGCACUAAAGAAUCCAAAUACUAUACCCCGACCCACGUCUACAACCUCACUCACUACGACUCCUACUACAUGGGAGGAGCCGGGUAUUUUCUCUCGUUAGACGUUGCGGCCAGGAUUUUUGACACUGCACAACGUCUCCCGCUCUUUCCGUGGGAGGAUAUUUUCGUGUCGUUCUGCAUGCGUGAGCUCGGGAUUCCGCUCACCCGGACGAGACACUUCGCGUGGGGAAAGUACACCGUGUCAAACGGGAGACUCAUCAAUGACACCCAAUGUGAAAGGUUUAAGGAUCAAUACCUAGUAGCGAAGGGGUUGCCCGCUAAACACAUGAUGAAAUUGUGGAUAUAUACACAGGGAGAAAAGGUAUAA
This is a messenger RNA of Strongylocentrotus purpuratus (purple sea urchin), 1269 nucleotides long. Its product is annotated as beta-1,3-galactosyltransferase 1-like. Gene Ontology annotation, cellular component: membrane. The record is from RefSeq and is a predicted model, not a curated record. NCBI's taxonomy places the organism in Eukaryota, Metazoa, Echinodermata, Echinoidea, Camarodonta, Strongylocentrotidae. Gene Ontology annotation, molecular function: hexosyltransferase activity. Bases 1 to 1269 code for a protein of 422 amino acids. The transcript has a single exon.